This is a messenger RNA of Lingula anatina, 3510 nucleotides long. RefSeq lists its product as uncharacterized. The record is from RefSeq and is a predicted model, not a curated record. Gene Ontology annotation, molecular function: protein binding. Gene Ontology annotation, biological process: anatomical structure morphogenesis. NCBI's taxonomy places the organism in Eukaryota, Metazoa, Brachiopoda, Lingulata, Lingulida, Lingulidae. Gene Ontology annotation, cellular component: cytosol.
AUGCAGACUUUCAGUUUAAGUCAUUGGUUCAAGGCAGCAAUAAUUGGAGCUGGUGCAGUACGUGCACUCAAUGGAAUCCCCAGCAUAGUGUCAAUUUUAAAGAAGGUGAAAGUUGAAACAAUCCAAAACCGAGCAUGUCGUGCCCUGGCAAAUCUGGCUGUGGAUGAAGAGAAUGCAGAAAUCCUGGUUCAUUCUGACCUGCUAGAGCAUGUGAUUGAUAACCUCAGCAAGACAGAGACUUCUGAAUGCCAGCAAACUUAUGUCAGAUUUAUCAGAAUACUGGGCUCCAAGGCUUCAAAUAGGUCCAUUGUUUGUAAGGCUGAUGGGUUGAAGGCUGUUGCCUUGCUGUUAACUGGCUCAGGCUCUGGUUUGCUCACUGCAGUUACAAGAACUAUUGCUGAAUAUACAAAAGGGUACAGUGUUGAGUGCAUUCAACAGAUUUUAGAGGCGGAUACUUUGACAUCAUUGGUUCAGUUAGCCAGCCAUUCUGAUCCCAAUAUUUGUGACUAUUCUCUGGAAGCACUGCUCAACAUUUGCCACCAGCCACAUGCUAGGCCACCACUUGGUGCUGCAGGAGCCAUACAGUUCUUCAUAGAUCACAUAAACAAUACUAAAGACCUCAGCAGAGUGUAUGGUGCUAUUACUGCGCUGUGUUUAUGCUGCAGGGACUCUGUUAAUCGUGUCCGUUUGCGUGAAAGUGCUGGACUGAAGCUCCUUCUACAACUACUGUCUUCAGAAGAUUAUUCUCAAUGUCACACUCAGAUAAUAUGCUCCUUGACUUGUUUCUUGUACGAUGAACUGAGUCUAGAGGUGCUCUUAAAAGAAGGAAUGGUGAAAGGCUUGCUUGGACACCUCACCAAAAGCAAUCAUAUUACACUGGAAGAAAUUGAAAGUGACUCAGACAGUGACUCUGACUGUGCUCAAUCAUAUAAUGAACAAACAGAUCAGAGCAAGAUCCAGGAUACCUCCAAGGAUGGGCAUAAUAAAGGAGAAAGUCACAGUGGUCAUGAAACAGUAGAGAUGGAGAAAAAUGAAAACAAAGGUCAACAAAUUGGGGAAGUAAAGGACAGAAGGAAGUUUUUCAAAACUCAGACAGAGGUUUUGAAUGUUCCCGCAGAAAAUAGAACUGAACCUAAUUCAGCAGAUGACAGAGGGGAAGUGUCACAACAUGUUGAUGGUAGGAGCCAGUUGCAGCUUCCAGGGGUAAAGGGAGACAGUAGUUCAGUAACGUCUCCCUCAGAAGGGACCAACAGGAACACAAACAUACCAUUCCCAAGAGCACACUCCAUGCCAUCUCUCAGCAGUAUGCCUGGCAAUGAGCAGGGAGGGGUCGGUUCAGAAAGUUUUAGGUCCCUUUCUCCUCCCAUUUCACACCAUUCCUCUUUGUCUAGGCCUCAUUCUCCAGCUCCUCCUUCACAGUUUGUAUCCUGGGUAAGGUCCCCUUCUCCUCCAACCCCAUACACUGCCUCUUCCAUGAGUCCUAUGUCAUAUCUGUCCCCAGAGUGGUCUCCAGAGUACACUGGUCCAAGUUGGGGAGGUUGGGAGCCCAGAUACUCUCCACAGCAUGCAGGUAGUUCUCCAUACAGCAUGCACAGCCCAGGCAUGUACAGCCCAGGCCCAUCCAGUCCAGACAUGGAGGUGAUGCCCCAGUGGUCACCUGUCCACAGCCCAGAAGAAUGUUCCCCCCAGGGUCUAGAGACAGAGACCCCAGAUGAGUCAUUCCCAGCACUCUUUCCUGAACUUCAGUAUGCACAAUAUUCCAACAAUGAAGAUGAAAGGAAAGAGUUGACUGAUGAUGUUGCCAUGGAAACCAAAAUGUUGACUGAUCCUGUGCCUGACGUUGAUAAUUUGAAAGACAUUGAAGACAGGGAAGUGGGUAAAAGCACCAAUCUGUGUGAGGACCCCCCAUCACCUCAAACACAUAGUACCAGCAUUAACUUAGCAGAAUUAUUGGCCUCACCUAAAGCUAUUCACAGUGUAGAGGUUAACCCUGUAAAAACAAUGGAAAACAAUAUCUUAAUGCUGCUCUCCAGAGUGUCUCAGAUGCCAGAUCCAAGCCCAUUUCUUUGCACACCUAACGCACUGAUAGGCUUGUUUACAUAUGCUCUAACAGUCAAAAAACCUAACCCUCGUUGGUUCAGAAUUUGCAGUCGGUUGACCAAAAAUACCAUUUGCUUUGAAGCAUUUCUGCUCAAUUCGGGUGCAGCAUUAAUACAUGAGUACUUGGUCAAGCAAAAGUACAGACCCGUAGCUGAAGGGCCAACAAUUCUAAAUACCAAGAAUACUGACACUGAAAGCAGUGUACAGGAAGGUGUUGAUGAACCUUACCAGAAAAAUGUGAAAGAAGUGGCGUCAGACGUGAUUGCCGAAGAAGGCAGGGUUAAAGAAUCUAUUCAAUCUGACAUAAAGGAGAGAGAAGAGAAGAAAAGGAGAGACCUUCAGCUGGUGUGUUUUGGGAAGUCCCUGCACCAUGACCUUACCCUACAAGCUGAGACCCCCUAUGGACAGGGAGUGCUGUGCCACAUCCUGCUGAAGAAACCAAACCAAGAGAAGAUGAGGUGUGCAGUAGAUCUGCCACAUGUGUGCAGUAGCAAAAAGCUGAGGACCAAGUUUAUGUUAGACUACCGAGGUCUGAGUUACCUACUGGAUGCUAUACAGGCUCAUUGUGAUGACCACUCCCAGUAUCCCAUGGCUGUUGAAAGCCUGUGUGUGUUGGCCAGACAGCUCAUCAUGGACUGCCCCAGGUUCAGUAGCAAUUCAGAACUUGAUGUUAUUCAAAGCCCAGAGUGCAUAUACAGCAGCACUUUGAACCAGCAUAACAUGAGGUUUAUGAUGACUGCAGACCAGACUGUCAUAUCUGCUGAAAGGAGCAAAGUUUCUGGAGCAUCAGAGACAUUCACUGCCAUGUUAGAAGGACAUUAUUCUGAGUCUGGACAAGAUGAAAUUUACAUUUCAGAAGCUUCUGGAUCUGCUUUUUGUUAUUUGCUGCAUUUUCUCCAUGGUUGUCGCAGCGGCUGUGACGUGAUUGCAGGAAAUGGUGCUGCAGGAGACACAUCUGUGGACGUGGAUUUAGAAACACUGUCUUUGUCUGAUAGAUACAUACUGCCUGCUCUACAGAGGCACAUCUCUACUGUUAUUGCUCAAAAACACUGGAAUGCCUCCCAUAUUGUGCACAUUUACAGAUAUGCUUCCAUGCAUAAUUGUGAGAACUUAUCCAGGGACUGUUUAAAGUUUAUGCUUGUUGGAAAAUUAAAAUGGAGUGAACGUUCAUCAGUGUUGCUGGAGAUUUUCUCUGGACCAAACCGAGACCAAGUCCGGAAAGAGAUUGGACAUCUUUUGGUUGAACUUCUGUGAAUCUCUGUGAAAAAGAAAACAGUGAACUCUGUAACUAUCUUAUACAAUACAUAGUUUUCUAUCAGUCUUCUCUAAUCUAAUGAUUUUCACCCCCCCUCCAAAAAAACAAAACAAAACACACACAUGCACGCAUGCAUGCAUGUACACACACACACA